Talpa occidentalis (Iberian mole) is the source of this 3492-nucleotide messenger RNA. It is a transcript of the gene LEMD2, whose product is annotated as LEM domain nuclear envelope protein 2. Lineage: Eukaryota; Metazoa; Chordata; Mammalia; Eulipotyphla; Talpidae. The record is from RefSeq and is a predicted model, not a curated record. Gene Ontology annotation, molecular function: chromatin DNA binding. Gene Ontology annotation, cellular component: nuclear inner membrane. Gene Ontology annotation, biological process: negative regulation of BMP signaling pathway; nuclear envelope organization.
GCCAUGGCCGGCCUGUCGGACUUGGAGCUGCGGCGGGAGCUGCAGGCCCUGGGCUUCCAGCCGGGACCGAUCACCGACACCACCCGGGACUUGUACCGCAACAAGCUGCGCAGCCUGCGGGGCGAGGCCCGGCUGCGCGGCGAGGAGCGGCUGCGGGAGGAGGCCCGGCCGCGGGGCCAGGAACGGCUGCGGGAGGAGGCCCGGCUGCGCGAGGAGGCGCCGCUGCGCGUCCGGCCCGCCGCGACCUCUCAUCGGGCGGAGCCCUGGUUCUCCCCGCCGGCCUCAGGCUCGACCCACGCGACCUCUGGGGCCUAUGGCGCUCGGGGGCCCCCGGCUUCCUGGCCCGGGAGCCGCGGCCUCGCCUAUCCCGCCCGCCCUGCGCUCCUCAGGCGUCGCGCCUCGGUCCGGGGCAGCUCCGAGGAGGACGAGGACGUCCGGCCACUCGACAGGGCCCCGCCGGGCCCUGCGGCCCGUCGCUGGUGGGCCCCGACCUCGGCCCCGCCGCGGCCGCCCUCCGCCCUCCUCGGCCCGGACCCGCGUCCGGGCCUGCGGGCCACGCGAACGGGCUCAGCGGGCGCGGCGAGGGCCCGGCCCGAAGUGGGACGGCGGCUGGAGCGCUGCCUGUCCCGGCUCCUGCUCUGGGCCAGCCUGGGGCUGCUGCUCGUCUUCCUGGGCAUCCUCUGGGUGAAGAUGGGCAAGCCCUCGGCGCCGCAGGAGGCGGAGGACAACAUGAAAUUAUUGCCAGUGGACUGUGAGAGGAAAACAGACGAGUUCUGUCAGGCCAAGCAGAAGGCGGCCUUGCUGGAGCUACUGCAUGAACUGUACAACUUCCUGGCCAUUCAAGCAGGUAAUUUUGAGUGUGGAAAUCCAGAGAAGCUAAAAAGCAAAUGCAUUCCUGUAAUGGAAGCCCAGGAAUAUAUAGCAAAUGUGACUGGCAGCUCUGCCAAGUUUGAAUCUGCACUGACCUGGAUACUGAGCAGUAACAAGGACGUGGGCAUCUGGUUGAAAGGGGAAGACCCUUCGGAAUUGGUGACAACCGUGGACAAGGUGGUGUGCCUGGAAUCUGCCCGCCCUCGCAUGGGCGUUGGCUGCCGCCUGAGCCGCGCCCUGCUCACUGCUGUCACCCACUUGCUUAUCUUCUUCUGGUGCUUGGCUUUCUUAUGGGGGUUACUGAUCCUCCUGAAAUAUCGGUGGCGGAAGUUGGAAGAAGAGGAACAGGCCAUGUAUGAGAUGGUGAAAAAGAUUAUAGACGUGGUGCAGGACCAUUACGUAGACUGGGAGCAGGACAUGGAGCGCUACCCCUACGUGGGCAUCCUGCACGUGCGUGACACCCUGAUCCCCCCACAGAGUCGGAGGCGCAUGAAGCGGGUCUGGGACCGGGCUGUGGAGUUCCUGGCCUCCAAUGAAUCCCGGAUCCAGACAGAGUCGCACCGCGUGGCUGGUGAAGACAUGCUGGUGUGGAGAUGGACUAAGCCCUCUUCCUUCUCCGACUCAGAGCGAUAAACCCGGGUGGGGGCCAGUUACCAUCAGUCUGCCCCAAGACACGACGGCCACCAAACAUACUGGUGCUGAAUUCACACUUGCCUUGACUUUUACCCUCCUUCCAACCCUGGCUCCAAAGUCUCACUAAAAGACCCUUCAGAGUUAGCUCAGUAGGGAAAUGCAGGCUUUCCUGAAGGGGGAAGGGGAGAAACCAGAGGUCAGGUGGGUAACUUGUCCUCUGCAUUGGUCUCAUUCUCUUUGCCCCAUUUUGCUGGCAAAAAAAAAAAAAAAAAGGGUUGGUUUUCAUGAAUAAAAAAGGUAAAAGAGCAGUGGCUUUGAGACCCCGCAGAGAAGUGUGAGGUUGGGUGGGCUGGAGCUAGUCCCCCGCAGUGAGUGCCAGGCAGUGAGGUGGUGAAGCGCCUGUGGGAGGCAAGUCUGGGGAUGGUGGGUGGGGCGGAGGGGUAGGGGAGCAGCUUGUCCAUGUGCCUUCAGAGGGUAUUACCUGGGAGCUCAAGGGUAAGAGGAGAAAGCCUAUCCUCUGGCUGGAUUGGGCUGCUUUUAUCCUGAAGGGAGAAGAUGCUAGAAAUUAGAAAAAAAGUACUUUAGAAUUGUCUAGAAAUGCCAAACCUUGGCAUGAGGGGCCUUCAGGUCAGGAGGAAUGAGCUGCUGGUGUGGCCUCCGGGAAGAACCCAGGGCAGGGCACAGGCCUGAGAGCAGGGAGGAGAAUUAAGGCCUUCAUCAAUCACCAUCACCACGGCCCCUCUGAGGUGACCUCCAGGGGUUGGGCCUCGAGUGGCACUUCUCUCAGAAGUCACAGUCUCAGACCAGACCUGCAGCCGUGGCAUCACAACAGGCCGAGAAUGCCGAUUCCAGGACCUUGGGUAUCUUGCUCUUGUGUGCGAAGAUAACCUUGUUUUCCAUGAAUUUCACUUUGUUUACAGCGACCACAGCCUCCCUGAUGGGGCUGAUGAACCAGAACUUCCAGCACAGCCUUUGUUUCUGUGUGUGGGUGAGGCAAGGUGGCCACACCACCGCCCCCUGCUGGUCACCCAGCGCAUGCCAGCGCUGCUACCCCAGACCAAUGCGCCGGCUACUCUGCCCGCUGGGCGGGUGGCGAGUCCAGAAACAGCCUGGCAGGGAGCCUUAUUAAGUGUGAGGAGCCUCUCCAACAGAGUCUCAUCCCAUAUGUUCUCAUCUGUGGCAGGCAGGAGAGGGCCAGGGGAGACAAAACAGCUGCCUCCAAAAGGCAUUAAGCAUCCCUUUCUGGUCUAUUGGUAUUUUUUGUUUCCUUAAUAAAGCUCCAGUCUCCCUCAUUUGAGCAAUACUCUCAUUUCCUCUGAUGUCUGGAUAAUCGGCGAGGCUGGAAUCCGAGCACUGGCCCUGUGGCAAAGAAACUCUCAUAAUCAGGCUCCGGCCAGAAGAAGAAAUACCGCAACAGGCUUCAGUAUCAGGGCUGAAGCUUGAAUAAAUUAUUUAUUAAAAAUGGAUGUUUCUUGUCUGUGUUUCUUUCCCACUUCCCCCCAAAGCAAUGCAGAUGAAAUGGCAUUGUGUGGAGUCUGGCUACAGGAAAGGCCAGCUGAAGAGCAGCAGAGCAGGCUGAACUGGGUCUGGCCUUUCUGCUUCUCAGCCUCACCCUCUUACCUAUGGAGCCCUCCAGCAAGCUACAUGACCUGCAGAGUCUUGGUUGACACAUGUAACACCAUGACUUGUAAGACGGCCACCUGGUCCCUUUGGGUGGCAAGGAGUGUGAGCUGACAGGACCGCUUUGGCCCCAUUUCUGUCUCCCAUCAAAGCCCAAGGCUCCCCAGUGCUCAGUAAGCCCCUGGGAGGUUGGAAGAGCAGAGUGAGGGUGGAUAGUGGGGGACUCCUCAGCAGCUGAUGAGGGAGAAGGUAGAUACUGGUGGCAGACGUCCCUUCUGAGCCCCCACCGCUGGGGAGAGCAACAGUGCAGCCCAGGGAGUAACUGGGGGACCCACAAGCCGGGGGCAGGUAGUCUUUGUAGAGCAGAAG